AGUAACGGCGGAUUAACCGGGUACGGCACAUUUGCCAUACGAAAUCCGGAGAAAGAGAAGAUAACAGAGACUGAUAGACGCGAGAGACGAGAGAGAGAGAGGGAGAUAAGAGAAGAUGUCGAAGUUACCAAUGAACGUGAUAUUCUUUGCCGCCGUCUUGGUCUGCUUCUUCGGAAGGGAAGCCUUAUGUCUGAAGGCCAUGCGAAUUCGGGUACCAUCGGUCGUCAAGUCGGGCGACACCGUGACCCUUUCUUGCGAGUACGACCUCGAGCAGGUGGCGCUGUACUCUGUCAAGUGGUACCGCAACGACGAAGAGUUCUACAGGUUCGUGCCGAAGGAAUCUCCUCCCUACAGGGCCUUCGCUUUGCCACACAUCAACGUAGAUACAUCCAAAUCUGGUCCCACCGAGGUGACUCUCAGAGGCGUACGCAAGGAAUUGAGCGGGGACUAUAAAUGUGAAGUAUCUGCAGACGCCCCCUUAUUUCAUACUGACAUCAAGGGGGCACAUAUGAUCGUGGUAGAUUUGCCGAUCGGUGAUCCAGUGAUGAGUAUCGAGCCAUCGGCUGCUAAAGUGGAAAUAGGGAAGAAGAUAACGGCGAGGUGCUACGCUCCUGCCUCUGAUCCGCCUGCUAACAUCACGUGGUUCAUCAACGACGAUCAGGUCGCUUCCAACAACAGUGCGACAAAAAUAUCUCGUCUGGAAGUAGAAAUCGACCAGGACCUGGACUUGAAAUCAUCAAAAUCGAAACUGGAUUUGACAACGACGAGAUCUCAUUUCGUCCACGGAUUGCUGACAAUCAAAUGCCGGGCGUCGAUAUUCUCGAUAUGGCAGCAAACUGUCGGAACAAACGUGAGAGAAGACAGUCCUCAAUUGGCAUCUGUGUUGGGAUCCACCUCGUCACAAAGUCAUACAGAUCAAGUCAUAGAAAUAAUCAGCAGCAACUCAUCUAGUCAUCAACUACCGACAAAGAAUGCUUCGUUCUUCUUCUCUGUGCUAACCAUAGUAGUUCUUAUGAGGUAGUUCAUUGUUCAUCCAUUGACUGAAACUUAGAUUUUAUGAUGUGUGCCUCAUGAGAAAUAUUUGUUGAAAUGUUUAGAGAAUCUAGGUGAUAUACCUGAAUAAGAUUGUAUAGUGAGUGUUCAAAAUCCAGUUUCACGUCCUCAGAUCUCUCGUAUAUCUGAGAAAAUUUGAAAUGAAUGAAAAUUGUAGAUGUUCCAUAUUAUAUACAAUCUACUGCUCAAUCAAAGAAUUUCUUCAAUGAAUUGAAUAUUCACUCAUAAAUUAUUUUCGUUGGUCUCGAAUAUUUUGAAACUUGGUAGAUUUGUUUUCAUUCAAUUGAGCAGUAAUGUAUAGUAAUUCGAUUUAAAACGUUGAUUUUGAUAUAGGCAAGACUUAUGUGUAAAUAUUGAAUAUAAUAAGAAUAUUAUUUUAACAUAUUUUAGCUAUAAAUGUUACAAAAAACAUUCCAAAUAUAUGGUUAUGUCAAAAGUUGAACAAUCGGUGUACCUAUCAGAAAUCGCUAUUCUUAU
Messenger RNA from Phaedon cochleariae (mustard beetle), 1530 nucleotides. NCBI's taxonomy places the organism in Eukaryota, Metazoa, Arthropoda, Insecta, Coleoptera, Chrysomelidae. The record is from the annotation of a GenBank genome assembly.